GGAGGGAACCCUAUCCUCCAGGCGAGAGCGAUGCACGCGCGGGUCGCUGCACGCGCGGGUUGCAAUACAACGCAUCAAACACGCCCUUAUCGCUAGUGCAGAAGCAGAGCACCACCUCGACAAUGGCCGCCGCUUUCUCCUCCUCCACCUCCUCGUCGCCGUCCGCCCACCACCCCUUCCCAUUCCCGGCGCCUCCGACCCCACCCAGAGCCCACCGCACGCGCCUCCGCCUCAGCAUCCGCCUGGCCGCCUCCUCGAGGUGGGUGAACCGCGGCCGGGCCCCGCCGGAGCGCGGCGCCGGCGCGGGCAACUCCAUAUGGGUCAACCCGACCGCCCCAUCCCGCCCCGGCCAGGCGGGACAGAAGCUCCGCCGCCUGGUCCAGCUCGGGGACCUGGACGCGGCGCUCCGCCUCCUGGCCGCCUCCCCGCCCCUCGCCUCCUCCGACCCGCCGGCCGUCGUCGCCUGCAACAUCCUCAUCAAGAAGCUCUGCGCCCAGCGCCGCCUCGCCGACGCGGAGCGCGUGCUCGACGCGCUCAAGGCGGCCGGCGCGGCGGACCCCGUCUCCCACAACACGCUCGUCGCCGGGUACUGCCGCGACGGCCGGCUGGCGGACGCCGAGCGCCUCCUCGCGGCGGCCGGCCUCUCCGGGGCCGCCAACGUCGUCACCUACACCACGCUCAUCAACGGCUACUGCCGCUCCGGCAGGCUCGCCGACGCGCUCGCCCUCAUCGCCUCCAUGCCCGUCGCGCCGGACACCUACACCUACAACACCGUGCUCAUGGGCCUGUGUGGCGCCCGCCAGUGGGAGGACGCCGAGGCGCUCAUGGCCGAGAUGGUCAGGAACCACUGCCCUCCCAACGAGGUCACGUUCGCCACGCAGAUCCGCGCUUUCUGCCAGAACGGGCUGCUCGACCGCGCCGUCCAGCUGCUCGACCGAAUGCCUCAGUAUGGAUGCACGCCUGACGUUGUCAUCUACAGCACCCUGGUGAACGGGUUCUCGGAGCAAGGCCGCGUGGACGACGCCAUCGAGCUGCUCAACGGCAUGCUGUGCAAGCCCAACACCGUUUGUUACAAUGCCGCGCUGAAAGGUUUGUGCAUCGCCCAGCGUUGGGAGGAUGUCGGACAGCUGAUUGUGGAGAUGGUUAGGAAAGACUGCCUGCCGAAUGAGGCGACAUUCAGCAUGCUGACCAGUUGCUUGUGCCAGAAUGGGUUGGUUGAUUGCGCGAUGGAGGUUCUUGAGCAGAUGCACAAGUAUGGAUGCAGACCCGAUGCUGUCAUUUACAAUACACUGAUCUAUUCCUUUUCGGAACAAGGCCGUGUCGAUGACGCACUCAAGUUACUAAACAGCAUGCCGUGCAGUCCUGACGUCAUUAGCUUUAAUGCUGCGUUGAAGGGUUUAUGCAGAGCUGAGCGAUGGGAUGAUGCCGAGGAGCUUAUAGUGCAGAUGCUUAGGGAGGACUGUCCCCUAAUUGAAAUGACUUUCAAUAUACUCAUUGACUCGCUGUGCCAGAAUGGCCGGGUAAACAACGCAAUUGAAGUGUUUGAGCAGAUGCCAAAGUAUGGAUGUACACCUGAUAUUGUCACAUACAGUAGCCUUAUUAAUGGCCUUUCUGAACAAGGGCUCGUGGAGUCCGCCAUUGAGUUGUUUCAAAGCAUGCCAUGUAAGCCUGAUAUCUUUGGCUACAAUGCUGUGCUGAAGGGCUUGUGCAGAGCUGCGCGAUGGGAGGAUGCUGGUGAGCUUAUAUCUAACAUGGCUAGAAAGGAUUGCCCCCCAAAUGAAAUCACAUUCAAUAUACUAAUCAAUUCCCUGUGCCAAAAAGGGCUUGUCGAUCGUGCAAUUGAGGUGUUCGAGCAAAUGCCAAAGUACGGAAGUACACCUGAUAUUUUCACAUACAAUGCCCUUAUCAAUGGCUUUUCUGAACAAGGCCGUCUGGAUGAUGCCCGGAGGUUAUUAAGCACUAUGUCAUGCAAGCCCGAUGCCGUGUCUUAUAAUUCUGCGUUGAAGGGUUUAUGUAGAGCUGAACGAUGGAAGGAAGCAGAGGAGGUUGUGGCUGAGAUGCUUAGAAUGAAGUGCCCCCCAAAUGAAGUAACAUUCAAGUAUGCAAAUCGAUUAUUCGUACCAAACAGGGUAACUUGAGUCAUCCUUUUGAAUCUAUUAAGAAAAUGCCAAUCCUGAAGUUACGCUUUGCCAUCUACGCUGCCCCUGUCAAAGGCGAUUUUGCAAGCAAGAGCCUGAAGGAUGCCCUGAGUUACGAAUCAGUACUUGUGCAGGCCUGCCAGAGUCUGCUCUUAUGCUUCAUCAAAGGAUUUGUGAUAAUGCCAGAGUUUCUGGUUGAGAUUAGCACGGGAGGGUAAUCCAAAAAAGGCCUCUUUUGGUUAGGCUGGAAUUAGCCAGGAUCAUGGCCCGCUUCAUGCUAGCGACAGAAAACAUGAGGUAGGCAACUGGAGGCAGCGGAGGCCCACAUCUCUCAGGCAAACUUUUAAUUUCUCCUCUUCCUGCAACUUGUACGGCCGAACUGAGACAACUGUGCCCCCACCUACUUCUUUCCGUACUUGACCUCCGGUGGCAACGACAAUGGUGGCUUGAUUCUCUCCUAUAUUGCGACUACUGCUAGCAGGAGGGAGUUUCUUGAUUAAGGAACAAAAUAUAUUUUGUAGUAAGGAGAAAAUUCAGUUGGAACAACUAAUUAUUUGUCAGUUACCAAGUGUGCUCAGAGCCUCAGAUGUUCUAUUCUAUCUGAAAUGGUUGAAAAAACUGAAAAGCAUUGUACUUCUGAGUAAUUCUGAAAAUCCAUGGUUUCAUUCA
Messenger RNA from Hordeum vulgare subsp. vulgare (domesticated barley), 2807 nucleotides. Its product is annotated as pentatricopeptide repeat-containing protein At1g09900-like. The record is from RefSeq and is a predicted model, not a curated record. Lineage: Eukaryota; Viridiplantae; Streptophyta; Magnoliopsida; Poales; Poaceae. The transcript is spliced from 2 exons. Bases 123 to 2138 code for a protein of 671 amino acids. Gene Ontology annotation, molecular function: protein binding.